AUGGCUAAGGGAAACGAGAAGAAAGAGGCCGGCAGCCAGAUCGAGAAGCUGGCAGAUGCUCCCAUGGAGUUUGUUAAGGACGGCCGCCAAUUCCUGUCCAAGUGCAAGAAACCAGACGUGAAGGAGUACACCAAGAUCGUGAGAGCCGUCGGAAUCGGCUUCGUCGCCGUCGGCAUCAUCGGAUACGCCAUCAAGCUGGUUCACAUCCCCAUCAGAUACCUAAUCGUAUAA
Torulaspora globosa is the source of this 231-nucleotide messenger RNA. RefSeq names its product translocon subunit SSS1 (gene SSS1). Lineage: Eukaryota; Fungi; Ascomycota; Saccharomycetes; Saccharomycetales; Saccharomycetaceae. Gene Ontology annotation, biological process: protein targeting; post-translational protein targeting to membrane, translocation. The record is from RefSeq and is a predicted model, not a curated record. The transcript has a single exon. Gene Ontology annotation, molecular function: transmembrane protein transporter activity. Gene Ontology annotation, cellular component: membrane; Ssh1 translocon complex. Bases 1 to 231 code for a protein of 76 amino acids.